AAUUGGAAUGUUCAAUUUACUUAUUCUGAAGAUGUGCAUGAAAAAUUUGUGUCUUCAGUUGACUUCAAACAGCAAAACAUCAUGGAUUGCUGGAUAUUGUCUUUCACCCAGAGUCUUCUAGCUUUUGUAACCAAGGAAAUGAAAGAAUAUAGGUUAUAUACAGUUGUACCUAGACUGGUUAAAUUUGUGGAUCAUCUUACAAACUGGUAUGUAAGAAUGAAUAGAAAACGAUUGAAGGGUGAAGGAGGGGAAGCAGAUUGCAGAACUGCAUUAGAAACAUUAUUUUCUGUUUUGUACAGUAUGAUUAGAAUGAUGGCUCCAUUCACUCCAUUUUUUACGGAACUAAUGUACCAGAAUCUCAAGAAAGUAUUAAGUGACUUGGAAAGAAACGGUAAUUUGAGGAGUAUACAUUAUCUCUCCCUCCCACUACCUCGUGAAAAUUUGAUAAAUGCUGUCGUUGAAAGGAAAGUGUCUAGAAUGCAAGAAGUAAUUGAUAUAGGACGUCUUAUCCGAGAAAGAAACACUCUACCUAUUAAGUAUCCUUUGCCAGAGCUUGUUGUUAUUCAUGAAGAUACUGUUUAUCUUGAAGAUGUUACUUCACUGCAGAAAUUUAUCCUAGAGGAAUUAAAUAUCAAGUGCCUUACAGUUACGACAGAUAAACUUAAAUAUGGAGUAAAACUGAGAGCUGAACCGGAUGUCAAAACUCUGGGUCUAAAACUACGAUCAGCAUCUAAAGCUGUGGCACAAGCAGUGCGAGAAUUAAGUGAUUCUCAACUUGUGGAAUUUACAAACAAAGACAGCUUGAUUGUAUGUGGUCAUGAGUUGGUUGAGGGAGACAUUCGUUUGAUGUACAGUUUUAGUGGAGAAAAAGCCAAUGAAUUGUCACAAAAGUAUCAAGCAGAGUCAUCAGGGGAAGUAUUGAUUCUUCUUGACAUUUCACCAGAUCAAGAUAUGUUGGAUGAAGGAAUAGCUAGAGAAGUUAUUAAUCGUAUUCAAAAAUUGAGGAAAAAGGCACACCUUGUACCAUCUGAUCCAAUUUCAGUUUUUGUAUCAGCUAAGCCUUCGGAUUGUAAUUUGAUUUCUGUGAUGCGAAAGUUUCAAGCUUUUAUAGAAGGCUCCCUCAAAGUACCUUUCGGAUUUCUUCCUCAUAAUUCAGAAUCCAGGACCAUUAUCCAGGAAACAGUUGAGGUAAAAGGUGCAGAUUUGGAGAUGGUGAUAUUAGAAAAUGGGCCGUUAACUGAAAAAUCUACAGACUCUAGUUUAUUAAAUAAGAACUCUAAAGCAAAGAAUGAUAAAAGAAAUUCUAGUGUAAAAAGUGAAAACAAAAGUUUAAAAAGAUCUCUAGUAAAUAGUGAAACAAAUUUAUCAGAACCAAUUUGUAGGUAUAUAAAUGUUCAGUUAUGUGAUAAUCCUGGUGGUGAAAGCAAUUGUUGUACCGUUUUAUUAGAAAACCCAAAAGGACAGUUUUGUUUAUCAAGUGAGGCACUAUCUCGACAAGUGCAAGUUGUAUUCGGUCUUCACGGCAAACGACCCAAAUUGUAUUUAAAUUCAGAUAGGACUCAUUCCGUUAGUGGCUUAAAAGAAGAAGAUAUGCUAAAUUUGCAUACCAAGACAUUAUAUGCAUAUUUAAGCUGAAUUAUGAAUGAAAAUAAAUUAAUGUGCCUAUAUUUACAUGCUUCAUUUCUGCAAAAAAGUGCACCUUGUUAUUCAAGUGAUUUUGAUAUGAUGGAGAGUAUUUUCUCUACAUCAGACAUUAGUGGGGAAAUAUGAAUUUAACAAUGCUAAGACUAAUUUUGAUAAAUGAUGUUCUAUAGAUGGUGUUAAGUGGUCGCAAUUUCAAAUUUUAGAGCUGGCUCUCAUGAUUUAUGGAAAAUUUUCCACGGUCAGGUAGUUACUAACUCUCAAAUCUUUAGAGUUGUAAAAUUAGGCCUUAAAGAUAUUUGUCUUGCAUAAAUUUCCAACAUAACAGGUUAUUUGUUUGCAUUUGGUGUAUUUCUUCUAUAAUAAACAAGAAAGUUGUUUUCUCCUUAAACUUAAAUAGGACUAUAACAUUCGAAAUGAAUGCUUCAGAAAUAAUAACAGGAAGUAUGGCUAGUAAUAGAAACCUAUGUUUUUUGGAGUCAAAAUAAUUGUUUUAAUUUUUAAAUAUCAACCCACAAAUUUAAAUAUGAAUCUAGCGUUUUUCAUAACCAGAUAUGCCUUUGAAUAUUUUGUAAGCAAAUAUUAUACAGGGUGGCCAUAAAGUAAUCACUGUAUGAUCAUUUUCUAUAUAAAAAAAAAUUAAAAUAAGUGAUAAGGAAUAUAUACUUUCUGAACUUAAUAGAGCAAUAUUGUUUGUAACAUUGACAUGAGUCCUAUUAAUAACUUGUUCUAAAAAAUUUUUAGUCUCUUUGAUUUAUCCCCAUUAUUGUCAAGCAAUUGUAGAAUAGCAAUAACUGUAUUUGUAC
Messenger RNA from Uloborus diversus, 2447 nucleotides. Its product is annotated as isoleucine--tRNA ligase, cytoplasmic-like. Gene Ontology annotation, molecular function: tRNA binding; ATP binding; aminoacyl-tRNA deacylase activity. The record is from RefSeq and is a predicted model, not a curated record. Gene Ontology annotation, biological process: isoleucyl-tRNA aminoacylation. Lineage: Eukaryota; Metazoa; Arthropoda; Arachnida; Araneae; Uloboridae.